AUGGAUCCAACACAGAAUUUGGAUUUGUAUUUUGUGGAAAUACGAGGAGGACCUGUGUCUUGGGACAACACGUCCGUGGCGUUUUAUCUGAGAGUAUUUUCGGCCGUCCUGGUCUUUAUAGUUUUGCUCUACGUUUGCACUCCGUUAUAUGGAUCUGUGGAAUUUUCCAUUACAACCCUCCUCAACAAGGACAUCGGCAAUCGGACAAGCAGCAGCAACAGCAACGCGGAGGCCAGUACUUCAGCCUGGAGGAGCAACGAUUUGGUAUUUCGUUUUAUUCAGGACUAUAAAAAUUCCCGAGUGAAUGGAAUGAGACGAAUGAAAUAUCACUUCCGAACCUUAUGAAAACAAUUAAUAUUGCUAGACAAAGAA
This is a messenger RNA of Hermetia illucens (black soldier fly), 372 nucleotides long. RefSeq lists its product as uncharacterized. The transcript is spliced from 3 exons. The coding region runs from base 1 to 345 and encodes 114 amino acids. The record is from RefSeq and is a predicted model, not a curated record. NCBI's taxonomy places the organism in Eukaryota, Metazoa, Arthropoda, Insecta, Diptera, Stratiomyidae.